AUGGCUUCGGCCGACCCGGCGCCUGUUGAUCACGACCGCAAAGGCAAGGCUUCGAAACGCUCGUCCAACUCCUACACCAGUGAAGAGUGGCGAAAACACCGACCUUUGAUCACCCGGCUGUAUUUCGAAGAGGGCCGCACCUUGAAAGAUGUGGCCGAAUACUUGAAACGGGAAUUCGCCUUUACUCCUACUGAGCGUAUGUACAAAAGUCGCCUCCACACAUGGGGUCUAGACAAGAAGAAGAAAGAGCAUGAAAUGCUCGACCUGGUCCGUCAAGGCCUACAGCAGAAAGGAGAUGACAGGGAUAAAGUCUUCCUCGUACGGGGAAGGCAGGUCACUCUGGCCGACGCUCUUCACUACUUCAAUCGUAAAGGUAUCAAAGACCCUUCCAGUCUGUUAGAGCCUCAAGCGGAUGCUCCUGGCGAACUCUCCUCCCCGGAAGAGGCGGAGGCCAAGACUCCUCUCUCCUUUAACGACGAGAUGGUCGAGCCACCACUUGACACUUCUGACUACGAAUUCACACGAAGUCCUAUGGAACUGGACAGUAACGACAAGUCGAUCAUGCCUCUCGCUAUCAGUCCGUCCGAUGUAGCGGAGAAGCGUUUAGCAUCGUUACAGCAAGCCUUGAAUAUAUCUCAUCUCCACCCUAUGCCGCCAUUCAGGACGUUGGCGGUCGAGGCAACUGUGGUGCAGCCGCCUAACCUGACCCCAGCCGAUCAACGGUUGUUGGACACCCUAUUUAAAAACAUGCAGAAACAUUAUAUGAAUUUGUUCACUGCGAGAAACCUAUCUAUCGGCAACACCACUGGUACGUGGACUGCCACUUCCGAUGACGCUCUUGCGGACCGCUUCUACUAUUCCAUGUACCAUGGCUAUUCGUUCUUAUGGAACGGGCAAAGAGAUCGAGCUUUCGACAAUUUCUACAAAGCAUUCGCUCUCGUCGAGGGUCUCCUAAAGGACGACCACGUCGGGUUCAUGAUUUAUAUCUUCGACCUGAUAAUUCGACACGAUGGAACGGGAUACGAGGAGCCAUUGCUGAUGUUACUACAGCAUCUUGCAGAUUUGGCCAAGGCUACACCCGAGUCAGAGGAGCAUCCAAUCUACCUCAUCGCCAAUUAUAUGUACCAUUCCACCACGUCUCGGGCGUGGUUAGCAGAAGCCACACUACGACGGCUACUAGAUUUCUUCCAGGAUAGCAUAGGAUAUUUCCACCCCGAGACGAUUGCAUUGUUGCAGACAUUCGCCACCGGUUUAAUGAAUAGAAAGAGAUAUGCAGAGGCGGCGGUACGAUUCCAACAACUGGUCGAUGCAUUCGAAACCACGAUGAAUAAAACCUGCUACGAGGUGUGCUACGCAUUGCGAUCGACAUCGGAAGCAUAUUUCCAUAUGGAGCAGUAUGAAAAAUCAUUACAAGCACUCAAAGCGGCACUGGAAAGGGCAGAAUGCUUGCCGCGACCGGAAGAACGAGAGAUCUACGUUCGAUGCCUGAGGGCAAUGGCUGAAAUCUGCAGCAAAAUAGGACGGAGAGACGAAGCGGUCGAAACCAUGCGCCAUGUUGUUGAUAUUUGUCGGGAUGCCUUUGGUCCCGAACACCCCUUUUCCAAUCGAGCUAGGAUGCAUCUGAAGUCGAUGGCAAAAGGCGAAGAUACGAGCGAGGCGGCCAUUCCACCCAUGGUGUAUAGACUGGGUCGAGGCGGGAGUGCGGCCAAAUACAUCUGGAUUUCGCGGACCAGUCCUACACGGCUGCAGGCUUGA
Exophiala spinifera is the source of this 1755-nucleotide messenger RNA. RefSeq lists its product as uncharacterized. The coding region runs from base 1 to 1755 and encodes 584 amino acids. The transcript is spliced from 2 exons. Lineage: Eukaryota; Fungi; Ascomycota; Eurotiomycetes; Chaetothyriales; Herpotrichiellaceae. The record is from RefSeq and is a predicted model, not a curated record. Gene Ontology annotation, molecular function: protein binding.